Panonychus citri (citrus red mite) is the source of this 1060-nucleotide messenger RNA. RefSeq names its product RNA-binding protein lark-like. NCBI's taxonomy places the organism in Eukaryota, Metazoa, Arthropoda, Arachnida, Trombidiformes, Tetranychidae. Gene Ontology annotation, molecular function: zinc ion binding; mRNA binding. The coding region runs from base 199 to 822 and encodes 207 amino acids. The record is from RefSeq and is a predicted model, not a curated record. Gene Ontology annotation, cellular component: cytosol. The transcript has 4 exons.
UGUUGAUAAUCAUUCAUUUAAUUAAAAGCGAAGUUAAUUCAACUGUUUGAUUGAUGGAUUAACUAAUUAACUCUUUUUAAUGACGUUGUUAAUCUGAACUGAACUUCUAUCAUCCUUUCGAUCGACAACUUCGAGUUCAGAUCAUUUUUCAUUCUAAUUACUGUGAAAAUUGUUUUUCUUUACUCUUUUUACCUUCAAAUGAAUCCUUCAACUAAGACUAAAAUAUAUAUUGGUGGUCUUCCUGAUUCUUGUAGUACUGAGGAUUUAAGAGCUGCUUUUGAAAAAUAUGGGAACGUAGAGGAAUGUGAUGUUAUUAAGAAUUUUGGUUUUGUCCACAUGGGUGAUGAAACUGAAGCCAGAUCUGCUAUCGAUGCACUGAAUGGAUCCGAGUUCAUGGGAGUAAAGAUUACAGUUGAAGCUUCUCGUAGUAAAGUCAGACCAAAGCCAGGAAUGGGGGGUAAAGGUCAAUGUUACCGCUGCGGUAAAAGUGGUCAUUGGUCGAAAGAGUGUCCGCGAAAUACUUCUGAUCGUCAUAAUCACAACGGUCGUGCUCCUCUUCCCACUCAUUCUCAACCUCCUCCUCCUCCACAGCAAAUGCCUCCUUCAGGCCCCGCUGGUUGGUACGGAGGAAGAUACGGUCCAGUUCGUAAUUAUCCGGCUGAAAAUCGAGGUUAUGAUCGUGCUUAUUCUCGCCCCUAUCCGGAUCUUUAUGAUAGGAGGCCACCGCCACCACCUUUACCACCACGCGAAGAAAUCUAUUAUAGAAGACCUUAUCUCGAAGAAUAUUCUUACAGAAGGUCACCUUCGAACACAGAUCGGUAAAAGAAUCAACAAGAUCUUCAUUUUUACAUUUACUCAUCUAAUUCGGUGAUAUAUUUACAUCGCUCUUGAAACAAAAUUCUCGUGUUCGUGCCGAUUUCAGAUCAUUUUUCUCUUUUUCUCUCUUUAUUUAUUCAUUAUCAUCUCGGAAUCGCUAAUCAACUAAACGGAAACUUAUUUUCAGUUACUCUUUUGUUUGACCUUCUUUUUUGUAAUUAAUAAAAUGAAUAACCCUUAAGUA